Messenger RNA from Emericellopsis cladophorae, 417 nucleotides. RefSeq lists its product as uncharacterized. The record is from RefSeq and is a predicted model, not a curated record. The coding region runs from base 1 to 417 and encodes 138 amino acids. NCBI's taxonomy places the organism in Eukaryota, Fungi, Ascomycota, Sordariomycetes, Hypocreales, Bionectriaceae. The transcript is spliced from 2 exons.
AUGGAGCUCUCCACCAUUUCGGGCCUGUCGAUACUCGCGCUCAUUUCUAUGCCUCCUGCAGUGUUGGCGCAGGGUCGCGAGAUAUGCUUUACCGAGAAGCGCGAUAGAUACCCCUACGCCGUGACGGAAUGGUACUGCGGCUCCGGCAGCACUUGCUGCAGCGUCCCCGACGACUCGGAGGAUGGCGAGCUGCUAUGGGGCUGCAUUGACACCGACGAGACCUGCUCCAGGGACACGUGGCUCGCCAGCGAGAACAUGGGAUUCGAGGUCACGGAUGACGGAUACGGAGACGACGGUGACGAAGAUGACGACGGUGACAGUGACAGUGACAGUGACAGUGGUGCCCGCGGGUCUGUAGCGUCGUUCUCGGCCGUGGUCUGUGGCGUUGCUGUGUAUUGGGCUGCACUGGGCAUGUGA